This is a messenger RNA of Phytophthora megakarya, 1965 nucleotides long. The record is from the annotation of a GenBank genome assembly. NCBI's taxonomy places the organism in Eukaryota, Oomycota, Peronosporomycetes, Peronosporales, Peronosporaceae.
AUGAAGGCCGCGUAUGUGCAUGACGCAGACGCGAAGCGGCUGAUCGAGUUCCUCUCAGCUCCUUCCGACAAAGCACGUCGGAAGUUGGCCCCUCGUCUACGAGCGAGUGCACACCGGUAUCGUGUGCACGACGGUCUACUACUUUACAACGACAAUGCGGAACGCAUUGUCGUGCCGAAUGAUCCUGACCUGCGCGGCAGGAUCAUGUACGAGUAUCACGAUGUCCUCACAGAAGGACAUCCGGGGCAUGAGAAGACGUAUUCUCUUCUCACGAGAGACUUCUACUGGAACCACCAGUACAAGAGAGUGCGCAGGUACGUACGUACUUGCGAUGUUUGCCAGCGAGUGAAGCCUGCGCCUCACUCGCAGGCUCCUCUGCAACCACUGCCGACUCCGUCGGAGUGUUGGGAGUCCGUUUCGAUGGACUUCGUGUUUGGUCUUCCGCGCGAUUCCAGGCGGAAGACUGCGGAGGUGACCUCCGUACAGACGGCACGUCUGUUCGUCGACAUGGUGUUCAAGCACCAUGGAAUGCCCAACGACUUUGUGUCGGACCGCGAUCCGCGCUUCACGGCACGUUUCUGGCAAGAAGUGUUCACACUUCUUGGAACGCAGUUCUUAAUGUCGACUGCGGAUCAUCCGCAGACGGACGGGCAAACCGAGCACGUGAAGCGCGUGCUCGUGGACUUGCUGAAAAGCUACGCCCAGUCGUUCCACAACUGGAGCGACUACUUGCCGAUGGCCGAGUUCGCCAUCAACAACGCGGUGCAUGCCUCGACUGGGCAUACACCGUUCUUCGUGAACGCCAUGCGGCAUCCACGCCUUCCGAGCACGCUGGGGGCAGUGGCUUCCUCCUUAAGUGGAGGGGAUCUACGGUUGCACGCAAACAACCGCAGAGUACAGCUGAUACGGAUCUAUCCGCUGCGACGACACGUGCGAGUGCGAGAGCCCGCACACGACAAGGCGACGUGUCAGUGCCGGGCACUGACACUGCCGGUUGCACGCGCAAGUGAUGUAUCGAUGCCGGGCAUCGAUACUGAGAAGCUUCACGCACAGGAUGGGCUUGUUGCGAUCACACACGAAGUGUCAGUGUCGGACACUGACACCACAAAGAGCCACGCACAGUCUGGAACUGAUGCGAACACACGUGGCGAGUCUGUGCAGGGCGCAGACGCGGACAAGACCAAUGAGCUGGACCCGGGGUUCAGCUCUCAAGCAAUCGACAUUGUCAAAGAACAACAAGCAGUCGUUCGUUUUGUACAAGAUGCAAUUGCAGCUUCUGCGGAUAGGCAGAAGCUGAACGCAGACAAUUUUUGUUAUCUACGCAAAACUUGCCUACUCAUUGGGCUGUUCACGGUGACAGAACGUCACGGCAGCGCGUACACGUUGGAACUUCCUUCCGACAUGAGACUCCACCCAACGUUCUACGUUGGGCGCUUGAAGCCAUACGUGCAGCCCGAGUCAUCUAGUCGUGAUGACUCACUGACGACGACGAGCGGCGCGUCCUCAGCUUCUCCUCAAGCCUCUUCACCUUCUCCUGAAGAAGGCGAACUUGUUCCGACACCUCAACACAGAUGCUUGUGGUGGUCUGAGCGGCUUCGACCACGUAGGCCUUCUGCACGUUCAGCUGCUACCUCAGCUCAGCGAUCGGAGAAGCCUGAACGCACUCAAGAGCCUCCACGCGAGCGUGGAGCGCCUGUAAACCGUGGUCAACCUGGGGUUGACCAUAUGAUGAGCGUCCAGCACCGCCGACAGAAGCAUAACUCUGUCCGCGGUACGAUCCACCUCGCGGUGGAUCGGAUUGUUGACCAUACCAGUCCGAAGACGAACCGAGGUCCGGUUCGUUUUCGUAUUCGUUGGAGACAAUCGGGUUUCCUUCGAGAUACGUGGUUUCACCGAAACGUCCUGAUGACGGACGUUCCGGAAAUGGUGAAGGCGUACGAAGCCCACCACGGACUGGAGGCGUAA